AUGACUUCCAAAGAAGAACCCAAGCCCUCCUCGGGGGAAGAACGGCGGCGGAGCCCCUUGGAUCACCUCCCACCGCCGGCCAACUCCAACAAGCCCCUCACCCCCUUCAGCAUCGAGGACAUCCUCAACAAGCCCUCGGUGCGGAGGAGUUACACCCUCUGCGGAACGGCACACCUCCUGUCCGCUGCCGAGAAGCACCCCCCGGCCGGGCUGCCCCUCUCCGGCCGGGCGCUGCUUUCCCAGACCUCGCCCCUCUGCGCCCUGGAAGAGCUGGCCAGCAAGACCUUCAAAGGGCUGGAAGUCAGCGUGCUGCAGGCGGCCGAAGGCCGGGACGGGAUGACGAUCUUCGGGCAGCGGCAAACGCCGAAGAAGCGUCGGAAGUCGCGGACGGCCUUCACCAACCAUCAGAUCUACGAGCUGGAGAAGCGGUUCCUCUACCAAAAAUACCUGUCGCCGGCGGACCGGGACCAGAUCGCCCAGCAGCUGGGGCUCACCAACGCCCAGGUCAUCACCUGGUUCCAGAACCGCCGCGCCAAGCUCAAGAGAGACCUGGAGGAGAUGAAGGCCGACGUGGAAUCGGCCAAAAAGCUGGGCCCUAACCCCGCCGUGGACAUCGUGGCCUUGGCUGAGCUGGAGCCCAGCGCCGAGGGAAGGGGCAAGGCGCGGCCCGGGUCCCCGCCGCCGCCCCCCGCCGCCGCCCGGGAGCCCGGUGCCCCGCCACCGCCCCGCCCCGCCUCGCCCCCCACGGAGCGGCCCCGCAGCCGCCGGGACAGCGAGGAGGAGGAGGAGGAGGAGGAGGAGGACGUGGAGAUCGACGUGGAUGACUGA
This is a messenger RNA of Corapipo altera (White-ruffed manakin), 828 nucleotides long. It is a transcript of the gene LBX1, whose product is annotated as ladybird homeobox 1. The record is from RefSeq and is a predicted model, not a curated record. Gene Ontology annotation, biological process: regulation of DNA-templated transcription. Lineage: Eukaryota; Metazoa; Chordata; Aves; Passeriformes; Pipridae. Gene Ontology annotation, molecular function: DNA binding; DNA-binding transcription factor activity, RNA polymerase II-specific. Bases 1 to 828 code for a protein of 275 amino acids. The transcript has 2 exons.